Messenger RNA from Prosopis cineraria, 1198 nucleotides. Its product is annotated as probable aldo-keto reductase 2. The record is from RefSeq and is a predicted model, not a curated record. The transcript is spliced from 5 exons. Bases 78 to 1097 code for a protein of 339 amino acids. Gene Ontology annotation, cellular component: cytoplasm. NCBI's taxonomy places the organism in Eukaryota, Viridiplantae, Streptophyta, Magnoliopsida, Fabales, Fabaceae.
UCAUUCCAUCCCCUAUACGGUGCUGUUUCGUCAGUGUCACCACUUACCACAAUCAAAGCUUAUCUCUGUUCUGAGGCAUGGUGGAAGUGGGUCGGAUCAAGCUCGGGUCACAAGGCUUGGAGGUCUCGGUCCAGGGACUUGGGUGCAGGGACUUGUCUGCUCUCGGCAAGCCCGAACCCGACAUGAUCGCUCUCGUCCGCCACGCCAUCGAAAGCGGGGUCACAUUUCUCGACACCUCCGAUUUUUACGGCCGAAACGCAAAUGAAAUUUUUCUCGGAAAGGCUUUGAAGGGAGAUGUGAGGGAGAAAGUUGAAUUGGCUUCCAAAUUUGGACUUCUCUUUGCCGAUGGCAAGCUUGAUAUCCGUGGCGAUCCUGCAUAUGUGAGAGCGGCUUGUGAGGCCAGCUUGAAGAGACUGGACGUUGAUUGCCUUGACCUCUAUUAUCAGCAUCGUGUUGAUACUCGUGUGCCUAUUGAAGUCACGAUUGGGGAACUCAAGAAACUUGUUGAGGAGGGAAAAAUUAAAUAUGUUGGUUUGUCUGAGGCCUCAGCUUCAACAAUUAGAAGAGCUCAUGCUGUUCAUCCUAUAACAGCUGUGCAGUUGGAGUGGUCCUUAUGGGCAAGAGAUGUAGAGGAAGAGAUAGUUCCAACUUGCAGGGAACUGGGCAUUGGAAUUGUAGCAUAUAGUCCUCUUGGGAGAGGAUUCUUUUCAUCAGGAGCAAAGGUGGUUGAAAGCUUUUCAGAAAAUGAUUUUCGGAAGCGUCUGCCUAGAUUCCAACCUGGAAACCUGGAGCACAAUAAUAGUAUAUUUGAGAGGGUUAGUGAACUGGCUAAAAGAAAAGGAUGCACUACGUCCCAAUUAGCAUUGGCCUGGCUUCAUCAUCAAGGAAGCGAUGUGUGUCCUAUUCCUGGAACUACCAAAAUAGAGAACUUGAAUCAAAAUAUUGGGGCUUUGUCUGUUAAACUUACUCCACAAGAAUUGUUUGAGCUUGAGUCUUUUGUUCCAGGUGAUGCCAUUAAAGGUGAUAGAACUGCUAUUGGAACAGCUCCAUGGCAGGAAUCUGACACCCCGCCACUUUCUUCUUGGAUAGCUUCAUAAUGAAGUACAUUCCUUGUACUAUCUCUUAUGUAUCAUAGGAAUAUAAUAAAUAUUUGGGAACAGAAAUUGAUGUGUUUAAUGACAAUUUGGUUCAUGUCCAA